AUGGAGGACAGCGAUAAGAAGGAUGAAAUCGCACAGGAGCACAUUGGAGAAGUGCGAAAUAUCACGGUGAAUCUCUCCUCACCAAACAAGAAGUCGAUAAACUUGGCAGCCAGGGAAUUCUACGAAUACGUCAAGGAGCUCAAAGAAAACAUUGAUAUGCCUGAGAUUGUGCCAACAGCAGAGGCUGUGUUUACAACCAGAAAGAGCCCAUGUGGAAAUGGAACAGCCACAUACACGAGACAUACGAUGCGUGUGUAUCAGAGAAAGUUUAUUGUAUCACUCCACGAUUCAAACAUCACCAAAGUGACUGAUUUCCUGAAGAGCGUGCCAGCAAGGGCACAGUUGAUGAUAAAUCAAUAA
This is a messenger RNA of Enterospora canceri, 360 nucleotides long. NCBI's taxonomy places the organism in Eukaryota, Fungi, Microsporidia, Enterocytozoonidae. The record is from the annotation of a GenBank genome assembly.